UAUAGACAUGAUCUUACCACAUAGAUUUGUGCGGCGUUAUGGCGAACGUAUAUGUAAUAUUAAUUUUGUUACUUUGUCUGGGCUUACAGUACGCGGACUCGUUUCCUCAAAAUUUCACAUCAACCAAUGAAGCUGAGGAAACCACAGUUGAGACAAGUGCAGAUUCAAGUACAUUCUACAGUGAGGAGGCCACAACAAUAAAGUACACAACAGAACAGUCAAAUGAAUCUGAAUCCGUCGAAGAAACAUUCUAUCUUCUCCCCGAAUAUGAUACACCCACCUAUCGCCUGCACUUGUCUAACUUUAGACUAUUAAAUGCACAUACGAAUAAGAUUAUAAGCGAAGGUCGUGAUUUUCUCAAGGUCUCACUAAAGGCAAUGAAUGCGUUACCCGACAAAACUCCAGGCAUUGAGGCGAAUAUAACGCGCAUGAAUAAUUUACUCGAACUUAUCGAAAGCAUCGAUUUGUCUAAAAACUCAUAUGAUGCUAUAGACAGAAAAGCUGAAAUUAUCGAAGAACUUUCGGAAUUGUACACCGAUUUCGCUACUAUGCUCCAUUACCAAGUGCCGAAGGAAGAUGCUGCAGUGCUGACAUUACUCUUUAAUAAAAUCGAUUUGCAUGGCUUUAAUGUGCGCAUAGAUGAGUCGUUGGCGAGAACAGUCAGGAAAAUUACAAAAUUGGUUAAUCGAUUUUUUACGAAACUUACGGCAGAAGAAAAACAAAAGUAUAGAGAAUUAUUGGAAUGGUAUGAGCAUUUCCAGAAGCCGAAGGAUGAUCAAGAUAAAUUCGACGAUGCUGUCUUAUUGUUUCAAUAUCUUUUAUUGCAACCUGUUGGGUAAAAGAAUUUGAGUAAUUUGUUGUUUUAAUAUGUGUAGACGUGCAAUAAAACCGUUACAUUCUUACA
Messenger RNA from Rhagoletis pomonella (apple maggot), 904 nucleotides. RefSeq lists its product as uncharacterized. The record is from RefSeq and is a predicted model, not a curated record. The transcript is spliced from 2 exons. Lineage: Eukaryota; Metazoa; Arthropoda; Insecta; Diptera; Tephritidae. The coding region runs from base 39 to 839 and encodes 266 amino acids.